Molecule: messenger RNA, 936 nt
Organism: Salvia hispanica
Lineage: Eukaryota; Viridiplantae; Streptophyta; Magnoliopsida; Lamiales; Lamiaceae
Source: RefSeq, a predicted model, not a curated record
AUGAAUGGGCAUUAUCAUGACCAUGGUGUUUUGGAGAAUGAUCAUGACCACAAUGACUUGGAGGAUAAGCAUUUUGAGCAGGGGCAGGAGCAUGAUCAUGAUUUGGAGAAUGAGCAUGUUGAAGAGCAGGGGCAGGAGCAUGAUCAUAGUAUUUUGGAGAAUGGGCAUGUUGAGGAGCAGAGGCAGGAGCAUGACCAUGGUGUUUUGGAGAAUCAGCAUGACCAUUGUGUCUUGGAGAAUCAGCAUGUUGAGGAGCAGGAGCAGGAGCAUGAUCAUGAUGUUUUGGAGAAUGAGCAUGUUGAGGAGCCGGGGAAGGAGCAUGAUCAUGGUGUUUUGGAGAAUGAGCAUGUUGAGGAGCCGGGGAAGGAGCAUGAUCAUGGUGUUUUGGAGAAUGAGCAUUUUGAGGAGCAAGGACAGGAGCAUGACCAUGGUGUUUUGGAGCAUGAACAUGUUGAGGAGCAGGGGCAGGAACAUGUUGAGGAGCAGGGGCAGGAGCAUGAUCAUGAUGUUUUGGAGAAUGAGCAUGGGCAGGAGCAUGACCAUGGUGUUUUGGAGAAUCAGCAUGACCAUUGUGUCUUGGAGAAUGAUCAUGUUGAGGAGCAGGGGCAGGAGAAUGAUCGUGAUGUUUUGGAGAAUGAUCGUGAUGUUUUGGAGAAUGAUCAUGUUGAGGAGCCGGGGAAGGAGCAUGAUCGUGAUGUUUUAGAGAAUGAGCAUGUUGAGGAGCCGGGGAAGGAGCAUGAUCAUGGUGUUUUGGAGAAUGAGAAUGUUGAGGAGCCGGGGCAGGAGCAUGAUCAUGGUGUUUUGGAGAAUGAGCAUGUUGAGGAGCCGGGGCAGGAGCAUGAUCAUGGUGUUUUGGAGAAUGAGCAUGUUGAGGAGCCGGGGCAGGAACAUGAUCAUGGUGUUUUGGAGAAUGAGCAUGUUGAGGAACCGGGGUAG